This is a messenger RNA of Nerophis lumbriciformis (worm pipefish), 3915 nucleotides long. NCBI's taxonomy places the organism in Eukaryota, Metazoa, Chordata, Actinopteri, Syngnathiformes, Syngnathidae. The record is from RefSeq and is a predicted model, not a curated record.
AUGGCGAAGCGGACCAGGCACAACAUUUGGGUUUUGACGCCGAAUCUGCGCGCUCCAUUGUGGAAUACGCUGCUCGGUCUUCACGGGAGCUUGUCUGCUUGUUUGUGGAGCUUCGCUUUCAUAUGCUCAGCUUUCUCUUGUGGAUAUUGCGGAGCCGAUACAGAGUUUUCUAUUUUGGAAGAAGCACGAGUCCUGUCCGAGCAGAUGAAGAAGCUGUCCACACAAGAACUUGGAGUAUUUACUAUGCAGAGGAUUUUCAACUCGUUUGUGUACACCGAGAAGACAUCAAACGGAGAGACAGAGGUCCAGCAGCUGGCCAAAAAGAUACGGGAGAAGUUUAACCGCUACCUUGAUGUGGUGAACAGGAACAAACAGGUGGUGGAGGCCUCGUACACUGCUCACCUCACUUCUCCUCUCACUGCGAUACAGGACUGCUGCGCCAUCCCAACAUCUAUGAUGGAGUUUGAUGGAAAUUUCAACGCGAAUGUGUCCAAGACCAUCUGCUGUGACAGACUUUCGCCCACUGUCAACAGCCGAGCUUUCAACCCUGGAAGAGACCUCAACUCAGUGUUGGCAGACAACCUCAAAUCCAACCCAGGGAUCAAGUGGCAGUACUUCAGCUCUGAGGAGGGCAUCUUCACUGUGUUUCCAGCCCACAAGUUCCACUGUAAAGGAAGUUAUGAACACCGCAGCAGGCCUGUGUAUGUUUCUGCAGUGCGUCCCCAGUCUAAACAUAUUGUUGUGAUGGUGGAUCACGGAGCAUCAGUUACUGAAACUCAACUUCAAAUUGCCAGAGACUCGGCACUGGUUAUACUAAAUGCAAUAGAUGAACAUGACAAGAUUUCCGUUCUGUCGGUGGCAGAGAUGGUCCGUUCCUGCUCUCUAGAUCAGUGCUACAAGACUCUACUUUCUCCUGCCACCAGUGAAACGAAGAGAAAAAUGAGCACAUUCAUCUCUAACAUCAAGUCCUCUGAUGGCACCACACAACAUGCAACAGGCUUCCAAAAAGCUUUUCAGCUUCUCCGAAACACCAGCAGCCUCAACAAGCAGAGCAACACUAUAGACAUGGUUAUCAUCUAUCUGUCAUCUGGGAUUACAUCUCGAGAGACAUCAGAACAGGAGAAGAAAGCGACCCUCAGUGUGGUCAAAGAAGAGAACAGACACUUCAACAACUCUGUUAUGAUACUCACGUAUGCUCUCAUGAAUGAGGGAAUUACAGGCCUGAAAGAGCUGGCCUUCCUGCGAGACCUUGCAGAGCAGAAUUCGGUGAAGUAUGGCGUUGACCGUUUUCCUCUAGCAUCCUCAUCUGGAUUAGCCACAGCUCCCAUGAUGCCUGUCGUAAAGGGCAGCAUGAUGGUGCUCAACCAGCUCAGCAACCUGGAGACAACAGUGGGCCGCUUCUAUAUCAAUCUGCCCAACCGCAUGAUAGACCUUGUUCGCUUCAGUCUGCCCUAUGCUGACCCGAUGGGAGACGGCUUUAUUAUGACUGUGAGUCGGCCCUGUUAUUUCGGGAACCUGCUCCUCGGUGUGGUCGGAGUCGACGUAAACCUGGCCUAUAUUUUGGAGGAUGUCACAUAUUAUCAAGACUCUCUGGCGUCAUACACCUUCCUCAUUGACAACAAAGGUUAUACUCUGAUGCACCCAUCACUAACGCGACCUUACCUGAUGACUGAGCCUCCACUUCACACGGAUAUUAUCCACUAUGAGAAUAUUCCUGCAUUCCAUGUUGUGCGACAGAACAUCCUCAAUCUCCCAUUGGGCAGCCAGGUCAUCACUGUUCCAGUGAACUCAUCGUUGUCCUGGCACACCAACAGACUCAGAGACAAUGGCAAAGAUGCAUACAACGUCAGCUAUGCUUGGAAAUUGGUUCAGGACACGUCGUUCAUUCUGUGCAUCGUGUACGUCCAGCCGGAGAUUCCAGUGAAACAGCUCAAAAACCUCAACACCGCACCCAGUUCCAAGCUCCUGUACCAUCGUUUAGACCUACUGGGUCAGCCCAGCUCUUGCCUCCAUUUUAAACAACUUGCGACUGUUGAAUCCCCCACAGUGAUGCUGGCAGCCGGCAGCUUCUCAUCUCCCUAUGAGCACCUCAGUCAGCCAGAAACAAAGCGCAUGGUGGAGCACUACACGGCCUACCUUAGCGAUAACACUCGGCUCAUCGCCAACCCAGGCCUCAAGUCCUCUGUCAGGAACGAGGUUAUGGCGACCAGUCACGUCACGGAUGAGUGGAUGACACUAAUGGAAAUGAGUAGCCUCAACUGCUACAUUGUGAGGCGUUACAUAGCAACGCCCAGUGGGGUGCUCCGGAUUUACCCUGGAUCAUUGAUGGACAAAGCCUUUGACCCGACCCGCAGACAAUGGUACCAGCACGCUGUGGCUAAUCCUGGUCUCAUCACGUUCACCGGGCCUUACUUGGAUGUGGGCGGCGCAGGCUAUGUAGUUACCAUCAGCCACACUAUUCAUGCAUCCAGCUCUCAGAUGGCCCCUGGCUAUGCAAUUGCUGUGAUGGGUAUAGACUUCACCCUUCGCUACUUCUAUAAAGUUCUGUUGGACCUGCUUCCCAUUUGCAACCAGGACAAGGGAAACAAGAUCAGAUGCUUCAUAAUGGAAGACAGAGGUUACCUGGUAGCCCACCCCACUCUCAUUGACCCAAAAGGGCAUGCCCCUGCAGAGCAACAGCACAUCACACACAAGGAGCCACUUGUUGCCAAUGACAUACUGAACCACCCCAACUUUGUGAAGAAAAACCUGUGCAAUAGCUUCAGUGAUCGCACUGUGCAGCGCUUCUACAAGUUCAACACCAGCAUCAUGGGGGACUUAACCAAUCUUGUCCACGGCAGCCAUUGCUCUAAGUAUCGUCUGACCCGGAUACCUGGCACCAAUGCCUUUGCUGGUAUCGUCAACGAGACGUGUGACUCUUUGGCCUUCUGCGCCUGCAGUACAGUGGACCGCCUUUGUCUCAACUGCCACAGAAUGGAGCAGAAUGAAUGCGAGUGCCCAUGUGAGUGCCCUCUAGAGGUGAAUGAGUGCACUGGGAACCUCACUAAUGCUGAAAACAGAAAUCCUAGCUGUGAGGUACAUCAGGAGCCAAUCAGUUUGAAUGUGAUUGAUCCCAGUCUACAGGACACUCUGCCUCAAUGUAUCAACACCCGCUGCAGCCAGAGAUACAGCAGCAGCGAUUGCUUUGGUGUUUUGGACUGUGAGUGGUGCAUGGUGGACAGCGAUGGAAAAACCCAUCUGGACAAGCCUUAUUGUGCUCUGCAGAAGGAGUGCUUCGGCGGGAUUGUUGGUGCAAAGAGUCCUUAUGUUGACACCAUGGGGCUCCUUGAUGAGGAGGUGGCAUCUCUGAAUAUGAUCAAAAGUGCUCCUGUGGGUCCGGUUGCCGGGGGUAUUAUGGGAUGCAUCAUGGUGCUGGUCUUGGCUGUGUACGCAUAUAGACAUCAGAUUCACAGACGCUCACACCAGCACAUGUCACCACUGGCAGCACAAGAAAUGUCAGUGAGAAUGUCCAACCUGGAUAAUGAUCGAGAUGAUAGGGAUGAUGACAGCCACGAGGACCGAGGAAUAAUAAGUAAUACACGAUUUAUUGCUGCGGUGAUCGAGAGGCACACCCACACUCCAGAACGACGACGGAGGUACUGGGGAAGAUCAGGCACAGAGAGUGACCACGGCUACAGCACCAUGAGUCCGCAAGAGGACAGCGAGAAUCCUCCUGGCAACAACGACCCACUUUCGGCGGGUGUCGACGUCGGUAACCACGACGAUGACCUGGACCUGGACACCCCGCCUCAGACAGCAGCCUUACUCAGCCACAAAUUCUACCCUUACCGGCACACGCAUACGCACCAUCACCCGCUGCACACGCACCAUCUCCAAGCGGCGGUCACUGUUCACAGCGUGGACGCAGAGUGCUGA